Prunus dulcis (almond) is the source of this 1307-nucleotide messenger RNA. RefSeq lists its product as uncharacterized. Bases 632 to 1174 code for a protein of 180 amino acids. The transcript is spliced from 6 exons. The record is from RefSeq and is a predicted model, not a curated record. NCBI's taxonomy places the organism in Eukaryota, Viridiplantae, Streptophyta, Magnoliopsida, Rosales, Rosaceae.
AGAUUGCUUCACUCAAGCAAGAGUCUUGGGUUCCGUCUUAGAUUUACUUUGGUUAAGCUUGACCAGGAGUCUUUUUAAACUCAUUAUGAAACUGUUGUUUUUGCGUCAAAGCUUGGUUGCAUGAUGGAGUUACAAAGAUUGUCAUAUAACGUUUAUGUUUCCAAGUUUUGAAGUGAUAGAUCUGGUUCUCCGCUUUCAGGUGGCUUGUGGAUCAUAUGAUUGAACUUGGGUUCUCAAAGUCAGUGUCAGACUGGAUAGGCACCAACCUCAAAAAACAAGGAGAUCAUGAGACAUGGGCGUUCAAUCUUGACGAUGUUGUCCAGAUGUUCAAGUCUUACCAGGAGAAGUCCUAUUGGCAUCUGUUAGAGCAACCCCCAAAAGAUAUGGAGAUAGCUGUUGUGCGUGCUGAGAACAGUGAUUGUUGGGACCCGGAUGUGAUUCAACGUCUUGAAAGUCUUGCCAAUGGGGAAGGAGAUGGAUCGGAGGGAAAGUUUUCAGUUCACGUUCUCCCCAAGUCAGGCCAUUGGUUUCACGUGGACAAUCCAAAAGUGUGGCAUAUCUAUUCAAGGUUAAUAGUUUGUUGCACCAAACGACGUCGUGGUAGUCGUUAUUAGCACAGUCUGUAUUUUCAAUGAUCUCCUCUUUGCCCAAACGUAGCGCCAAAUCCCCCAUGGCGCGAACCAUCAGAGACAAACCGGGUCUCCACCACGACCUCCUGACCCGAUUCGUUAUCUCACGGCGGCCAUUGCAAACAGUAGCAUACGAAGAGCUCCGGCCCUCCACCUAUACAAAAGCCUACAACUCCACCGCUUUUGUCCUCCAUGGCUUCCUGGGCUCCGCCAGAACCUGGAGAUCUUUCUCUCGCACCCUCCUCUCCAAUCUCUCCAGCCCAUCUGGUUGGAGAAUGGUGCUUGUGGAUUUGAGGAACCGUGGGAGGUCAGCUGAGAUCGGAGAACAGCUCUGGGUAUUGGAUUCCCUUCCAGGAGAAGUGAACCUUAAAAACAGAAAUAAGGAAGUUGAGAGAGUUUUGCACACAUUGCAGAGUCUACCUUCAUCAGUUCCAUCACGAAACAGGUGGAAGGCCUUACUAGCACGAGGCAGGAAAUGGAUAACAAAGUUGCUGAGGAUCCUUCUUCCGGAACUACAAAUCCUGAUGCAUGACGAUGUUCUCUGAUCUCCUAAUUUUAUUAUUAUUAUUUGUAAUUGUGAUGUUUGAAGAGACUUUUAGUUUUGAUUUGAUCCAUUGGUCCAAACAUUGAAUCACAACACUGAGUUUUGUGGAGUAAUAAGAACAUAAGAAUUUAACA